AUGCGCGCCCCGACAGAUGGGUACACUGGCUCCCUCCCUCCCCCUUCUUCCCUCCUCCAUGGUUACUUUGAAAGCAACCCGCAGGUUGGGCACAGGUGGUGUUGUUCUGGUACGCUCGCUCUCCCAGUCACCCUGUCAACACCCACCGACACCCCCAGAUUACCCGUCCCAUUUUUUACGCAGUCCACGCACAGGAACAUCGUUUUGCUCGAUGACGACGACAAGCUACAGGCCUCGGGAUUUGAGGCUCCGCUGACGCGUCGACUGGAGGAUGGGACUGAGGCCACGGAAGCCGAUGGUGGCAGCUCCAAACGUCGUGAUCGCAGUUGA
Molecule: messenger RNA, 330 nt
Organism: Mesocestoides corti
Lineage: Eukaryota; Metazoa; Platyhelminthes; Cestoda; Cyclophyllidea; Mesocestoididae
Source: the annotation of a GenBank genome assembly